AAAAAACGAAAAGAAUCGUAUUGGUUUUUGUAACAAAGAAUAAAUCCUCGUUCGCUAAAUACCAUUUUUAACGUUCGUUCGAAACCUACAAUCCCUUAAAAAAAAGACACAAGCAAUCGAUAAUUAGGUUUCCCCAGUCGUGGCGGAGCGGCGUGCUAUUAGAUUUGAUUUGCCCCAGUUCCCCAAUCUGCCUCAGAGUGUCCAGUCGUCAAGCCGAAACCUACGGUCGUUGAAUGAACUUGUAAUUCCGUCUCGCUCUCCGCAUCUAGUUCGCUCUUUCUAUCAUCAUGGCAGACAUCUCAAAGGAAGAUCUUCGCAAAGAAAUUGCCGCCAUCCUCAAGGAUGCCGAUCUGUCGGCCACGUCGGCCAAAAAGGUCCGUCAGGACCUCGAGAAGAAACUGGGCGCUAACAUGUUGCCCAGGCGAAAGGAAAUCGACGAUCUCGUAAUGGAAUUCGUCAAUCCCAAAUCGGGCAAGAAGAAGGGCAAGAAGGCCUCCGACGACGAGGACGAGGACGACGAGGAAGAGGAGGAGGAGGAGGAAGAAGAAGAGGAAGAGGAGGACGAAGACGAACAAUCCGAUAACGAUAAGAAGAAGAAGCGUUCGUCGACUGGCAAGAAACCGGUGGCGAAAAAGGCCAAGAAGGUCUCCGACGACGAGUCCGUCAGCGAGCAGAGCGACGGCGAUUCCGAAGAGGAGUACUCCCCGAAGAAGUCGAAGCCCAUCAAAACGCGCAAACUUCCUCCCAAGAAGAAGAAGGGCUCCGAAUCCGAUUCAGACGAGGAUUGGGGAAAGAAAAAAGGGAAAAAAGGAGGCGGCGGUGGAGCUAGAAAAGGUGGUAGCGGUUACACGAAAGUAAUGACCCUGUCGCCGGAAUUGGCCGCCCUGGUCGGUCAGGACUCGAUGGCGCGACACGAGGUGGUGAAGAAAGUUUGGGCCAUCAUCAAAGAGAAGGACUUGUACGAUCCGAAGAACAAGCAGUACGCCAUUUGCGACGACGCCUUGAUGAAGGUGAUAGGUACGAAGCGUUUCCGUACGUUCGGUAUGAUGAAGUAUCUGAAGAACCACUUCAUCAGCUAAAUGUUUGGUGUGUGGUCGACUAGCGUGCACAAUAUAUUUGUUUCAUUUCGCACUCGCUUUGAGUGAUAUUUAAAGAAAAAAAAAUAAUGGUAGUUUGAUGUUCGUGUUUAUUACGCUAGCCGAUGAUAUCUUAAAUGUUAGAUAUAUUUUUAAUAAUACGUCAUUCUAGGACUGACUUAGUAUUAAGUUAUAUUAAUCCCCAAUUUUAUAAAUAUUCUGAAUUUUCUGUGUUUAAUGAAUUUGAUUAGUUCAGGCACCGUUACUUUAAAUUAUUUCCCUAAUAUAUUCGAGUAUUUGCGUAAAUGAAUUAAAUUUUUUUUUCUAUUAAUUGAAAUAUUCUUUGCUUUAGUUGGCUUGAAUUUUUUUUAUUAUUGACGAGAAAGAAGUAACCGUGUCUGUCAGUCUUUUUUCCUAUGUGCACCUGUAAAUGUUCUGUCAAGACUUACUGUAUGAAGUAUGUGCAGAUUUAUAUUGAAUAAAAGAUCAGUAUGGAUAA
This is a messenger RNA of Phyllotreta striolata, 1575 nucleotides long. The record is from the annotation of a GenBank genome assembly. NCBI's taxonomy places the organism in Eukaryota, Metazoa, Arthropoda, Insecta, Coleoptera, Chrysomelidae.